Coffea arabica (coffee) is the source of this 891-nucleotide messenger RNA. The record is from RefSeq and is a predicted model, not a curated record. NCBI's taxonomy places the organism in Eukaryota, Viridiplantae, Streptophyta, Magnoliopsida, Gentianales, Rubiaceae.
AUGGAUUUUGUAGUGGGGUUGCCCCGAACCAUUAGGAAUAAUGAUGCCAUUUGGGUUAUAGUCGACAAGUCGACCCAUUUUCUACCAAUGUCAAAUGGGAUAUCAAUGGAGAGGCUGGUAGAGAUGUAUAUGAAAGAAUUCGUAUGCCUCCAUGGUGUUCCAAUGAGUAUAGUGUCUGAUCGAAACUCCAGAUCUCCCUUAUAUUGGGAUGAAAUAGGCGAGAAACUGAUCACUGGCCCUGAUUUGAUGGAGCGAACUUUGGAGAAAAUUAAGAUCAUACGAGAAAGGUUAAAAGUAGCCCAGGACCGUAACAAGAGUUGGGCGGAUUCAAAAAGAAAACCUUUGGAGUUCCAACCGGGAGAAAAGGUAUAUUUGAAGGUGUUCCCUACCAAGGGGGUGAUGAGAUUUGGACGAAAUGGCAAGUUAAGUCCGAGAUAUGUCGGACCUUACGAGGUAUUGGAUAGAGUUGGACCUCUGGCGUAUCGACUGGCUCUCCCACCUGCUUUGUCAAGGAUACAUAAUGUGUUCCAUGUCUCCCAACUGAGGAAGUAUGUAUCACACCCGAGUCAUAUUUUGGAGGACCAACCCAUCGAGGUGAAGGAGAACCUAUCAGUGGAGGAAGUUCCCUUAAGAAUCGUGGAUCGAAAGGACCAAGUUCUGAGGAGAAUGACCAUACCCUAUGUCAAAGUGCAAUGGACGAACCAUACACCACGAGAGGCGACUUGGGAAUUAGAAGAGGACAUGCGGAAUAGGUACUCAUAUCUCUUUGAUCAAGUUACGCAAGUUUUGGGGACGAAACUUUUCAUAAGGGGGGUAGAAUGUGAAACCCACGACUAUUUUGAAGAGUAUGAAUUGGUCUAUGUAGAGGACCCUGAGGAUGACUUUUAUUAG